Penicillium bovifimosum is the source of this 1236-nucleotide messenger RNA. RefSeq lists its product as uncharacterized. The coding region runs from base 1 to 1236 and encodes 411 amino acids. NCBI's taxonomy places the organism in Eukaryota, Fungi, Ascomycota, Eurotiomycetes, Eurotiales, Aspergillaceae. The record is from RefSeq and is a predicted model, not a curated record. Gene Ontology annotation, molecular function: S-adenosylmethionine-dependent methyltransferase activity. The transcript is spliced from 2 exons.
AUGGCAUCUGAACACCAACAUCCCCAGACUGAGGAGGAGAACAGUUGGGGCGGGGAUUUCGAUCCUUUUGCGGAUCCUGAAGAACGGCGGGUGCUGUUCGCUGCAUUUGACUCAUUUAGACAAUAUCGGCGAAAUGCACACAAGAAUACGACUCAUCGUCGACGGCAAGCCUUUUACGCUCUGCCCUCGGAACACUGGCAGAUGCUCUCAGAGCCUCCGUUCUCCAUCCUUGACAACUUCAACAAGGUGGACGAUGCCAUUGAUGCCAAUGCGGAGAUAGCCGAUAGGAUUCUUGAGCUAGGUCUCAAGUCUUUUGGUCUUCCGCAAAACCCGGACAAAAGCCGCCCAACUCAGAAUUGGCAUGACGUCGCAACUUCAUCAGAUCUCAACAAAGCGCAUUCGACGAUCCGCCAGUUUUACCGUGACUGGAGCAGCGAAGGGCGAGCGGAGAGAGAAGUUUGUUACGACCCUGUUCUGCAAGAUCUCCACGAUGAAUUCAAGGUACGGCGCGAUCAUGGUGAGGAAAUCCGCGUCCUCGUGCCCGGCGCUGGCCUAGGCCGUCUAGUCUUCGAGAUCUGCAUGGCGGGCUAUGAUGCCGAGGGAAACGAGAUCUCUUACCACCAGCUGCUGGCCAGCAGUUGGAUUUUGAACCAUACCGACGGACCGGCGCAGCAUGCGCUUCAUCCGUUUGCAUUGCAUUUCUCCAAUCUCCGAUCCCGGACACAGCAACUACAGCAAGUGAUGAUCCCUGACGUGCACCCUGGCUUCGCCAUGCAAGAGGCUGCCAAUACCGGCCGUCGCUUGGGCACAAUGUCCAUGUCUGCGGCGGAUUUCACCAUAUUGUAUACCCAGCCCGACAACCAUGAGGCAUUCGAUGCAGUCACUACUGUAUUCUUCAUCGACACGGCGCCAAACCUUAUUCGGUACAUUGAGACGAUCCGACACAGCCUCAAACCCAAUGGGCUCUGGAUCAACGUCGGUCCGCUAUUGUGGCACUUUGACGACGGCCACUCCCGCACACCAAGCGACACCGGACACGAGGGGGCUGGGAUUGGUGAGCCUGGCAAUGUGGAAUUAUCCGAGGAAGAAGUGCUGUGCCUUGUGGAGCGCAUGGGCUUCCGCCUCGAGAAACGUGGUGAUCGGCGGGCUUGCGGCUACAUUCAGGAUCCAGAUAGCAUGCUCCUAAAUAUGUAUCAGCCCUCUCACUGGGUGAUGCGUAAGAUGACCGAGGCUUGA